Messenger RNA from Phalaenopsis equestris, 599 nucleotides. RefSeq names its product 4-coumarate--CoA ligase-like 7. The record is from RefSeq and is a predicted model, not a curated record. Gene Ontology annotation, molecular function: CoA-ligase activity. NCBI's taxonomy places the organism in Eukaryota, Viridiplantae, Streptophyta, Magnoliopsida, Asparagales, Orchidaceae.
GACAUUCCCAUCCUAUACUUCGCCCUCCUCUCCCUCGGCCUCACCCUUUCACCCGCCAACCCCUCCGCCACCCAAGCCGAGAUCUCCCGUCUUCUCCACCUCACAAACCCAUCCAUCGCAUUUUCCAUCUCAUCCACCGCCUCCAAGCUCCCCACAAACAUCCCCACCCUCCUCCUCGACUCCCCAACCUUCCGCUCCUUCCUCGAAACCGACGCCAACUUCCCUCCGCAUCCCCCAGCCAUCCAACAGUCCGAUGUCGCGGCCAUACAAUUCUCUUCCGGAACGACAGGCCACAUGAAGGCGGCCGCCCUCACGCAUCGCAGCUUCAUUUCAAUGACGGCUGGGUUCCACGCACAGCGGGAGAGUCGGGAUGGCCCAGACGUGACUCUGCUUACGGCGCCGAUGUAUCAUUCGCUGGGAUUCUUUUUUGCGUUGAAGGCGAUAGCGCUCGGGGAGACGUUGGUGGUGAUGGAGAGGGUGAGUUUUCCGGACAUGAUGCGGGCUGCGGAGAAGUACGGCGUUACGCAGAUAACGGCGGCGCCGCCGGUGAUUAUGUGGAUGGCGAGGUCGGGGGAGGUGAUGCGGUACGAUCUGUCUGC